AUGUUUUUUAAGAUCACUUGUUUCGCUGCUAUCCUGGCUGCUGUGGCCGCACAAAAUAGCCACGGCCAUAACGAGCACCAUGCUACCUCCUCUCAGCAGAUCCACCGUCACGAUGUGCCAUCGAAGGCACCUGCUUAUCACGACGAGUACUAUAGCCACCCUAAAUACGAGUUUGAAUACAAAGUAGAGGACCACCACACCAAGGACAUCAAGUCGCAGCACGAGUCCCGUGACGGUGACGUGGUGAAGGGCUACUACUCUUUGCAUGAGCCCGACGGCACGGUCAGGAUUGUCCACUACACAGCUGACAAAAAGAACGGAUUCAAUGCACAAGUGGAACGCAAAGGACACGCCAAACACGAGUACUAUCACCACCAUUGA
Molecule: messenger RNA, 381 nt
Organism: Hyposmocoma kahamanoa
Lineage: Eukaryota; Metazoa; Arthropoda; Insecta; Lepidoptera; Cosmopterigidae
Product: cuticle protein 19-like
Exons: 3
Coding region: 1-381 (126 amino acids)
Cellular component (GO): extracellular matrix
Source: RefSeq, a predicted model, not a curated record